Molecule: messenger RNA, 2008 nt
Organism: Saccostrea echinata
Lineage: Eukaryota; Metazoa; Mollusca; Bivalvia; Ostreida; Ostreidae
Product: protocadherin Fat 4-like
Exons: 12
Coding region: 42-1991 (649 amino acids)
Biological process (GO): homophilic cell-cell adhesion
Cellular component (GO): catenin complex; membrane
Molecular function (GO): cadherin binding; calcium ion binding
Source: RefSeq, a predicted model, not a curated record
UUAUAAGUACUGAUAGCUAUCUAAGCACUGGGACAUUUACCAUGACAGUGCGAGUGACUGAUCCAUGUGGCAGGAACAAUCAUCAGACGCUAACGAUACAGGUCCUCAACAUGCCCCCUGAAAUCCUCAACCUUCCUUCAUCUGUGGACAUUUCUGAAUCCUCUGAACAUGAAUCUCUUCUUUAUAAUCUGACAUUACGAGACCAAUCAGGAAACGAUACAGUCUGGUGUUCCCUAAACUACACGUCUCCAGCUGGGGCACCUUUUAUCGUAAAAUACAUAUCUGGAACCUCUGAUUUUGGUGUCUUUAACCUUGCCUCCCCAAACUUUGACUACGACAACACCUCUGUUUAUCAGGUGGUUGUAGAGUGUACAGAUUCCAAAGAUUCCAUUUCAGAAUCAUUAUUUGUUUACCUGACUAAAAAUGCAGAACCCGUGGUUCAUAAUUUACCAAAUGUAAUCACCAUCCCCAGCACAACAACAGUUGGGACGAUUGUGUUCACUGUCAACAGUACAGACAUGGAGAACGACCAGUUGGGAUACUCCCUUAACUACUGCACAGCUUGUCCUUUCACCAUCAGUCUCUCUGGACACGUAAUCCUUCAAACAAGCAUCAGAGACGCAGCCAAAUUUUCGUACAAUUUAUACAUUGUUGUAUCUGAUAAGUUUGGAUCAGUGGUAGACAAAUUGUUAACUAUAUUGGUCACAGGUGUUAACAGUGUGCCUGUUAUCAGUAACCUGGACCAGACGAUCAUUGUACCGGAAACCGUAGCUGUAGGAACCGUGAUCUUUACCGCUUUUGUGUCGGAUGCAGACGGCGAUCCUCUUAGUUACCAUUAUGAAUAUAAUCCAGUAGAAACUGCAUCUAAAUUCGCCAUGGAUGAAUCUACUGGUAAAAUAUCGGUAAUAGAGUCCCUGGACUAUGACGCUGGGGUUACCUCGUACAACUUUUCAUUUACUGUCAACGAUGGAAAAUCAUCAGCUUCUAAGGCUACGUUAACAAUAAACAUCCAAUCCAAGAACGAACCACCGGUGUUUGCUCUACAAGUGUACCACGUGACUCGUGGCGAGGGAAAUUCGAGCAGCACAUUCCCAGACCCAGGAUUUGCAGUCAGUGAUCCAGACACGGGAGACACAUGGAGUUACAGUAUAGCCAGUGGUGAUGAUAACGGUCGUUUCUGGAUGAACCCCAGCUCUGGAAUUCUACAGUUUAUGACGCAGUACAUCGUAGACAAACCGGAAUUAAUGUCACCCUUUGUAACCCUUAUAAUUGCUGCAGUCGAUCAGUUGGGAGCAAGUGGAACAACGACACUGUCGGUGACAAUCACGGACGAAAACAACCAGACACCGUAUUUUCCUAACAGCCAGUACCACGUGAGCGUGAUAUAUGACGUUCCUGUGCUAUCUUCCAUUGCUUACAUCACUGCCUUAGACAAUGAUUACGGACCAAUUUACAAUCAGAUUAGCUACUCCGUCAAACCAGAACUGGAUUACCAGUAUUUUGAUAUCAGUGGUAACGCACUGCUUACCACUGCCAAAUCCCUGAAGCAAUUCGAAAACAGCACCAAGUUAUAUACCGUCAUCAAAGCCACAGACAGAGGUAACAGAGAAUCAUCCGUGACCGUCACGGUCAACGUCCAGCAAGGAACCAGCAACACUUUCUUUGAUGACCCAGACACGGUGGCAUGGUUCGCCGCAGUGUUAGUGAUCUUGGUCAUUUUGCUGGGGGUGGCUGGCAUUUGUCUCUAUCGCUUCUGUAAAUACGGCUAUGUCUUCUCAAAGAAACAAUGGUGCAGCAAUUGUGGAAAGAAGAAGGUUCAUUCUCAUAAAGGGGAAAAUUAUGAAAAAAAUGAUGAUAGAAGAGAGUCUCGUAUAAGUAUCGUGGAGUACUCCGACGACUACGGCGGAAGUGACGCAUGGAUGCCCUCAAAGUUUGACAAGUGGAACCAAAUGGAGAAAACGAGAGCAUUACCGGCCAGCAUUGAUAUAUGAUCUGAACUUACUUUGCG